This is a messenger RNA of Talpa occidentalis (Iberian mole), 2160 nucleotides long. RefSeq names its product acyl-CoA synthetase medium chain family member 5 (gene ACSM5). Gene Ontology annotation, molecular function: fatty-acyl-CoA synthase activity; fatty acid ligase activity. NCBI's taxonomy places the organism in Eukaryota, Metazoa, Chordata, Mammalia, Eulipotyphla, Talpidae. The record is from RefSeq and is a predicted model, not a curated record. Gene Ontology annotation, biological process: acyl-CoA metabolic process; fatty acid biosynthetic process. Gene Ontology annotation, cellular component: mitochondrial matrix. The transcript has 14 exons. The coding region runs from base 82 to 1815 and encodes 577 amino acids.
GACUCUGAGGCCCGCACUCAGCUGACGCAUCACAUAGGAGUCCUUGCCAUUUCUUGGGUUCAGGAACAAGGAGGCAGCACCAUGUGGCUGUGGUCAAGAGGCCUGCUCCUCCAGACGCUCAGGAGUGCCCGGGGAUUCUGUGGAUCUCACAGGCAGCCUCCACCUGCCCCUCAGAAGAUCGUGACCACCUGGGAAGCCAUCAGCCUGGGGAGGCAGCCGGUACCUGAGUACUUCAACUUUGCCCAUGAUGUGCUAGACACAUGGAGUCAGCUGGAAAAGGCUGGACAGCGACCCUUGAAUCCUGCGUUCUGGUGGGUCGAUGGCAAGGGAGCAGAGGUCAAGUGGAGCUUCGAGGAGCUGGGGGAGCAGUCCAGGAAGGCAGCUAAUGUGCUGAGGGAUGUGUGCGGCCUGAAGCCUGGAGACAGAAUGAUGCUGGUGCUCCCAAGGGUCCCAGAGUGGUGGCUGGUCAGUGUGGCUUGCAUGCGGACAGGGGCUGUGAUGAUUCCGGGCAUCUCUCAACUAACCGAGAAGGACCUCCUGUACCGGCUGCAGGUGUCCAGGGCCAAGUCCAUUAUCACCAAUGACUCCCUGGCUCCUAGGGUGGAUGCCAUUAGUGCCGACUGCCCCUCCCUCCAGAACAAACUGCUGGUGUCAGACAGCAGUCGGCCAGGCUGGGCAAACUUCAGAGAACUCCUCCGGGAGGCAUCCCCAGAGCACAACUGCAUGAGGACCAAGAGUCAAGACCCACUGGCCAUCUACUUCACGAGCGGCUCUACUGGAACCCCCAAGAUGGUGGAGCACUCCCAGGCCAGCUAUGGGCUGGGUUUCGUGGCCAGUGGAAGGCGCUGGGUGGCCUUGACAGAAUCAGAUAUCUUCUGGAACACAACUGACACUGGCUGGGUGAAGGCAGCCUGGACCCUCUUCUCUGCCUGGCCCAAUGGGUCUUGCAUUUUUGUUCAUGAGCUGCCUCGAGUUGAUGCCAAGCUUAUCCUGAAUACUCUCUCCAAGUUCCCUAUCACCACCCUCUGCUGUGUUCCCACCAUCUUCCGUCUGCUAGUGCAAGAGGAUCUUACCAGGUACCAGUUUCAGAGCCUGCGACACUGCUUGACUGGAGGAGAGGCCCUCAAUCCUGAUGUGAGGAAGCAGUGGAAGAACCAGACGGGCUUGGAGCUACAUGAAGGUUACGGCCAGUCUGAAACUGUUGUCAUCUGUGCCAACCCAAAGGGCACAAAAAUCAGGUCUGGAUCCAUGGGGAAAGCAUCCCCGCCUUAUGAUGUGCAGAUUGUGGAUGAUGAGGGCAACAUCCUGGCCCCAGGGGAAGAGGGGAAUGUUGCUGUCCGCAUCAGACCCACCCGGCCCUUCUGUUUCUUCAAUUGCUAUUUGGACAAUCCCGAGAAGACGGCGGCAUCAGAACAAGGGGACUUCUACAUCACAGGGGACCGAGCCCACAUGGACAAGGAUGGCUACUUUUGGUUCAUGGGAAGAAAUGACGAUGUCAUCAAUUCUUCAAGCUACCGGAUUGGGCCUGUUGAAGUAGAAAGUGCCCUUGCUGAACACCCUGCUGUCCUGGAGUCUGCUGUGGUCAGCAGCCCGGACCCUAUCAGAGGAGAGGUGGUAAAGGCAUUCAUAGUCCUUUCUCCAGCCUACACCUCUCAUGAUCCAGAGGAACUGACGCGGGAACUCCAGGAGCACGUGAAAAGGGUGACUGCUCCAUACAAGUACCCCAGGAAGGUGGCCUUUGUUACAGAGCUACCAAAGACGGUUUCUGGAAAGAUCCAGAGGAGUAAAUUGAGAAACCAAGAAUGGGGGAGAUGAGAGGCAACCCCAGAAGGCCCCACAGGAUCCCUGAAGCUUCUAAGGAGAACUGGGGAUCACUAGCUAACACCUGCUUGGGGCAUCCUGCCUUCAGCCAAAGGCCUUCAACUUCCAAGUGAGCAUCUCCAGAAUCAUGGAUGACUUUGGAAGGGAGGAGAAGCUCUUCACAGAUCCGACACUGUCCACUCUGACACUUGCUUAAUGAUUUGACUUAUCCUUUCUCUGGAGGCUUUUUGGCAGCUGCCUACUAGCCUAGCUUCUCCAGAGUUCUCAGCUGACCUCCUAAAGGGCACAUCACGUGUGAUCUUAUUCGCUGCCACUUAACCCUUUUGAAAAAGCCACUUG